CGUCCGUCCUCUCUGCACGCAGCAUGGCACCGAAGAAAGUAGAACCCAAGAAGACGGAGGUGAAGAAGGUGGAGGCGAAGAAGGAAGAGCCUCCUCCGCCCCCCAAACCUGCGGAGCCUGAAUCCAAGCCUCCCGAGGUAGACCUGAAGAGCAUCGUGGUGGAGUUCACCCCCGACCAGAUCGAAGAGUUCCGAGAUGCCUUCACGCUGUUCGACGAGACGCCCGCCGGUGAGAUGAAGAUCACUUUCGCCCAGUGCGGAGACGUCAUGCGAGCGCUCGGCCACAACCCCACCAAUGGCGAUGUGCUGAAGCUGCUGGGGAGGCCAAAGGCGGAGGAGAUGAAUGUCAAGCUGCUGGACUUUGACACCUUCCUGCCAAUGCUCCAGCACGUGGCGCGCUCCAAAGAGCAGGGCACCUUUGAGGACUUCGUGGAGGGUCUGAGGGUGUUCGACAAGGAGGGCAACGGUACGGUGAUGGGGGCCGAGCUCCGCCACGUCCUGGCCACGCUGGGAGAGAAGAUGACGGAGAAUGAGGUCGACCGGCUGAUGGUGGGACAGGAGGACGCCAACGGUCUCAUCAACUACACCGAGUUCGUCAAACACAUCCUGGCCGGGUAGAAACCACUGCCGGGUUCUUUCGACGGACUGUCGGUCUUGUAGAUUAUUAUAUGCUAAAAAGUUAUAGGUGUGAUACAGAAAUAAAUAGACCAAAAUCUCCAUAAGAGAUGAACAGAUAACAGUGCUGGACAAGAAGACAACGCCCCAGAGCGAGGGGGGUAUAAGAGUUUAGGGAAAGGAUAGAACGGGGCUCACUCGGCGGAAGAGAUACGUGGACCGGCUCCGACUAUUUGUCUGUUGCUAGGGAAACUUAGUCUCUGCUUUGUGAUCCCACAGAUCUGCAGAUCUGUGUCUGUAACUCUCAUGCUUGACUAAUUAAAACGUACUCGUUCAAAAUAGUACUAUCGUCUCAUUGACUCUUGUGUAGGAUCGGUGUAAAACCAAUUUAAGAAUACGCUGGGAAGAAUAAUUGGAGUCAGGUUUUGGUACCCUUUUUAGGGGCAUAUGGAGGAUUUUCCCCAAAAGUCUCUGACGAACUGAGAUUCCUUCUGUUUUUGACGGACUGAGGUUCCAUCUGUCUCUGAUGUCUCUGCUGUAUUCAAUGUUGCACCUGUAUGUUUCCACGCUCUCUGUCUCUCUAAUAAAACAUCUUCAGUCCUUCUCA
Messenger RNA from Sander lucioperca (pikeperch), 1221 nucleotides. Its product is annotated as myosin light chain 1, cardiac muscle-like. The coding region runs from base 24 to 617 and encodes 197 amino acids. Lineage: Eukaryota; Metazoa; Chordata; Actinopteri; Perciformes; Percidae. Gene Ontology annotation, molecular function: calcium ion binding. The record is from RefSeq and is a predicted model, not a curated record. Gene Ontology annotation, cellular component: myosin II complex. The transcript has 2 exons.